This is a messenger RNA of Cooperia oncophora, 498 nucleotides long. Lineage: Eukaryota; Metazoa; Nematoda; Chromadorea; Rhabditida; Trichostrongylidae. The record is from the annotation of a GenBank genome assembly.
AUGGCAGAGAGCACACCGGUCACCAGCAGUGGAACGAAAAAGGUGCCAGCAGCAACUUCUGCUAUUAUUACGAAUGACGGAAUUGGAAUUAAUCCUUCUCAAUCAGCAGGAAAUAUUUUCUUGAAACAUGGAAGUGAGCUGCGAUUGAUUCCUAGAGAUCGAGUAGGGACAGUACUUCGAGAUAGUGAUUCUAGUCGAUUGUACAGGAUGCAGUUGAGUCCGUCGCAAAAGCAGUUCAUCAUCAAAAGUGUCAACUUCUCAACCUUCGUUUUCCAAUGGGGAUUUGUCCCAUUCGUCGUGUAUCUUGGUUUAGAAAAAGGUCGCAGAACCCCUACCAAAUGGACAGGUGUUGAAGCAUCGGACGAUGAAGUUCACCAGCUUUUCUGUAAAGCUAUAAGCGAGUCUAGUAAAGAAAACGUCAUGCUAGUAACUACGUCACCCAGUUCGGUAACAUUGAAAAUCUGGACCAUCAACAUUAAAUCAAUUCUGAAUCAGUAA